CAUCGGUUCUCAUGUCGUCUGCGUCGGUGAAGAGAGACCAGUAAUCAGCAUUCAUGGCAGUGGGUGCACCAUGUCCACACCUCCACAUAAUAGACAAAUCAUACAGUGCUCGCAUCAUUGCUGAAAAGAAAGAGGGCACAUGCGAGUGGUGCGGCGCGGGCGGGACGAGCCUGUGGCUGUGCCUGUACUCAGGCUGCAUGCGCAUCGGGUGCGGGGAGGCCCAUGCCGACCACUCCUCCUGGCACAACAACCAGUUCCCGUCUCACUGUAUCACCCUUAACCUCACCAACCACCGCGCCUGGUGCUACAUGUGCGAGAUGGAGGUAACAGCAUCAGUGAAAGCCAGCCUCAGCAUCCCCCCAGGUCAGCAACAGCACUUGGGGGGUCCCAUCAGCGCCCCAGGGGUCAGUCUGGCACAGCCUAUCACGCCAGGAGAAUCAAGCGCAGAGGAAGAAGAAGAGGAAGAUGAGGAGGAUGGAGAGGAUGUGAAAGCUAGAGGACUUGUUGGGCUGCGGAACCUGGGUCUGACAUGCUACAUGAACGCAGCACUGCAAGCCCUAAGCAACUCCAUGCCCCUCGCACAUUUCAUGAUUGAGUGCCCAGCCUUCUUGAGAACAGACCGCAAGACACCUGGUCUUGCGCGACCUUUCCAGAGGCUAAUGCUAGAGAUGUGGCACAGGAAGAGACCCAGCUUUGUCACACCCUCGGUUCUGUACCAUGGCUUCAAGCAGCUCUACCCAAUGUUCCGAGGCUUCACACAACAAGAUUCUCAGGAGUUUCUACGCUACUUCAUGGACCAGCUUCACGAGGAGCUCCGCGAACCUGUGCAUUCCUCACAUGAAGACGAGGAGAGUGAAAUGGAAGCAGAUGACGAAGACCUCUCAUCUGCCAGUCUAUCAGAGCGAGAGGAGUCGCAGUCAGAGGCCGAGUACGAGACUUGUGACUCUGGGGUCUCGGAACAGUCAUCAGCCUCGUCUAGCCAACAUCGCAGCAAGAGAAAAAAAAGGCAACAUGGUGUAGAUGUUGAAGCAGGCAUGAGUCAUAGAAGCAGUAAUCGGAACCUGAUCCUACCCGACCACGACCCCAGCGAAUUCUCCGAUGCCGUGUCAGACACAACACUCUUGGAUACAGAAUCUGCGGGGGGACUGUCCUCCACCACCUCCCCACAGGUUCACUCCUCUGGCACCAGUGGUAUCGGCUCUAGUAAACCCUCCAUGGCAUCCCUUACAUCAUCUUAUAGAGCCUCAUCAACGUCACCCACCCCAGGCAAAGGUCAGGUCAACCCCUUAAGCAACCUCGGAAGGAGAAAAAAGCCCCCCCUCUACAGGAGCAUCAUCUCGGACGUAUUCGAUGGCACCAUCGUCAGCUCAGUACAGUGCCUGACGUGUAAUACCAUCUCAUCACGCAAAGAGACCUUCCAGGACCUCAGCCUUCCCAUCCCAAGCAGUGACCAGCUUAGCAUCCUUCAGCACUCGUCUGUCACACAGAUGCAGCACCAGGUCGGUGGGGGUGGCAACAACAGUAGCAGCCUCCAUCUCGCCAAAGCCUCCUGUGAUGCCACCACAGAUGGAUGGUUGUGGUGGAUGUGGGUUUGGCUGCGGUCAUGGCUAUGGGGUCCAGCUGUGUCGCUGCAUCACUGCCUGGCCGCCUUCUUCAGUGCAGAUGAGCUCAAGGGGGACAACAUGUACUCAUGUGAGAAGUGUGGCAAACUCCGCAAUGGUGUCAAAUACUCCAAGGUUGUGCACUUGCCUGAAGUGCUCAUUAUACACCUCAAGAGGUUCCGCCAUGAGUACAUGUUCAGUUCUAAAAUCAGCCAGUAUGUGUCAUUCCCUCUGCAUGGCUUGGAUCUCACACCUUUUCUACACAAAGAUUGCACAUCGGAGGUGGUUACCUAUGACCUCUAUGCUGUCAUCUGCCACCAUGGCACAGCGGGAGGGGGACACUAUACAUCCUACUGCCAGAACUGGAGCAAUGGUAGAUGGUAUGAGUUUGACGACCAGUAUGUCACUGAGGUCUCCCCUGAGACUGUGGCCAAGUGUGAGGCCUACUGUCUCUUCUAUAAGAAAGCCAGUAUUGAGAUGACAGCGCGUAGGCAGAGGACAGUCGAGCUGAUGCAGGUGGCAUCCAGAGAGCCAUCAUUAAUGCAGUUCUAUGUAUCAAAGCAGUGGGUCAACAAAUUCAACACUUUUGCCGAGCCAGGACCCAUUGACAAUUCCGAUUUUCUCUGUCCCCAUGGCGGAGUGCAGCCGCAGAAGGCCAGUUACGUAGAGGAUCUGGUGAUGCUGCUGUACCAAGGUGUAUGGGAAUACCUGCAUCAGGUGUUUGGGGGUGGUCCAGCCUGCACCCGCCUUUAUGAGUGUGUGACAUGUAGGGCAGAGCUGGAAGCACUGCUUCACCGUCAGAGCAGUGAACUGGAUAUGUUCAUCCGCCUGCACAAGAUGUUCCAGGACGAGGAGCACCCAAGCAUUGUAUAUGCCAUUUCCAUGCGCUGGUUCCGCCAGUGGGAGAGCUUUGUGCGAGGGCGUGAGCAGGAGCCACCAGGGCCUAUUGAUAACUCAUCCAUCUGUACCAGCAAGAUCGGCCAGCCCAUGCUCAAAGCAGGCUCUGAUUAUGCCCAGAUCUCUGAGGAGAUGUGGUACUUCUUCUAUGAGAUUUAUGGUGGUGGUCCUGAGUUGUUUGUGCGCUACGGCAGCCCCCCAGGAGCAGCCCGCCGGCAGGAGCGCCUCGAUGGAUCACGGCAGGAGGGAAUUAAGUCAGAGCAACUGCAGUCUAGUGCACGCUCUCUCAGUACUGAAAACCUCCCCUAUAAGAGCAACCCAGGCAUGGCACAGGUACAGAGCUUGGCCAACCGCCAGAGAACUGUCUCAGCAAGUGAGCAGUUGGUGCAGAUGGUACCGACGCACUCAACUAAGCCCUCGGGAACUGAUCAAGACAGCCAGACCCCCGAGGGACAGCCCUGCCUUGCCCAGCCAAUGGAGGAGGAUGAGGAGGAGGAGGAGGAGGAGACAGAGACAGUGGCACCAGACUCAAGUGCAGCUAUGCACAUACCUGCCACCACCAAGAAACCAGGAUGAAGUCAGUACAAACCCAGCAGCAGCUCAGUUCCUCCCCGAUGAGACCAAGGGCGAGACAAAGAAGGGCCAAGUGCAUGAGAAUAGCCAGGAUUAGAGAGGAUCAGAAAGUUCAUCCAAGCAAGAGAACUCCAGCUCUUGAUCAUUCCUUGUGUUGUGUAAUUCCAUGAAUUAUGAACAGAAAUCAAUGUACUGGAAUGUGUGUGUGUGUGUUUGUGUA
This is a messenger RNA of Penaeus chinensis, 3291 nucleotides long. RefSeq names its product ubiquitin carboxyl-terminal hydrolase 20-like. The coding region runs from base 54 to 3074 and encodes 1006 amino acids. The transcript is spliced from 14 exons. Gene Ontology annotation, biological process: protein deubiquitination. Gene Ontology annotation, molecular function: zinc ion binding; cysteine-type deubiquitinase activity. The record is from RefSeq and is a predicted model, not a curated record. NCBI's taxonomy places the organism in Eukaryota, Metazoa, Arthropoda, Malacostraca, Decapoda, Penaeidae.